Messenger RNA from Lichtheimia ornata, 1239 nucleotides. RefSeq lists its product as uncharacterized. The transcript has 6 exons. NCBI's taxonomy places the organism in Eukaryota, Fungi, Mucoromycota, Mucoromycetes, Mucorales, Lichtheimiaceae. Gene Ontology annotation, cellular component: Golgi membrane. The coding region runs from base 1 to 1239 and encodes 412 amino acids. The record is from RefSeq and is a predicted model, not a curated record. Gene Ontology annotation, biological process: vesicle-mediated transport; mitotic spindle elongation.
AUGACAAAAUGCGUAUCGACGACGUUCCUUUAUCUUGACUUUGAACAAUCCACCUUGCUGAACUCGAAUAUGGAACCACAGCAGCGAACUAGUGCGAUCGCUUUAGCUGGCAACAACAACAACACCCAUCUUGGUACAGGAAACGACACCGAUUCGUUUGAAAUGAACGGCAACCCAUUGAAUAAACCUAGCAACAACAACCCUGCAACCACCUCUUCCAGCGACUUACGGCAGUCUGAAGACCAUCCACACGAUAUGCAGACAUUCUGGUUCUCUGAACAAGGCAGCAUGACAUAUAAGGAACGAGCACGGCGGAUACUUGAGCAAUUACUGGAUCGUAGACGACUAUGGCAACUAAUCAAGGAUUGGCGGUGGGCCAUAUGCUUGUUUCUCAUCUCAUGGAUAAUGGGCAUGAUCAUGUACUCUUAUCGACACGAACUAUACACCGCUCUUGAGGAUCUCAGUAAUCUGUUACGUGAUAUGGGAUUUGGUGGCUAUCUGCUAUUGUCAUUACUCAUCUUCCUGAGCGCUUUCCCUCCAAUGAUUGGCUACGGCACCUAUCAGACCUUAUCAGGAUUUACAUUUGGCUUUGCUCAAGGAUUCCCGGUAUCAUACUUUAGUGCAUUGCUGGGCAGUGUCGUUUGCUUUGUGGUGUCUCGAUUAUGGCUCAAAGGUUUUGUUCAACGAUUGAUGGCUCGAUAUCCCAACUUGAAAGCCGUGGUGCAUGCUGUCGAAAAGAAAGGAUUCAAGCUCUUUUUGCUCAUCAGAUUAUCCCCGUAUCCAUUCAAUCUCUUGAAUGUCUUGUUCGCCGCCACCAACAUUUCGCUUUGGGACUACACCAUCGGCACCGCUCUUACACUUACCAAGAUUGCUCUUCAUGUUUACAUUGGCGCCAAUUUGACAUCCUUUGCAAAGCAAUUCCUCGACGAUGAAGAUGACAGCGAAAUGUCUGAUAGCGAGAAGCGUGCCAAUACCGCUCGAUCAAUUGCAAUGAUUAUUGGUUCUGUACUUGCUACUGGUGUCAUGAUCUAUAUUUACAUUGUCGCUAAGCGUGCUGUCAAGGAAGUUGAACAAGAGGAACGACAAGAUGAUCAAGAGUCAUUGGCGUUUUUGAGUCGACAAGCACAAGAAGAUGAUGAUGGUGCAUCUUUGGAAGAUUGGAUGGAAUGGCAUGAAGAUGAUGAUAAUAGCGUAGAAAUGGAUGCAAGGUCUAGAGAUGUAGAAAGAGGUCGUCAAUGA